GGCGCCCAGAGAAAGAGACAGUCACUUACUUUUUACGAUUCAUACUGCAUAAAGUUUCAUUUUCAUAGUAAAGUUUUAGGACGCUGGCGCCUGGGCCCUGGCAGUGAUUAGUUUUUUCUGUUGCAAACAAAGUGAUUGCGAACCUCUUUCAAACAUUGUUCUUUUUGUUUGUGCAUAUUUACUAUUUAGAUAUUUUUAAUUUGUGAAUAUUGAUUAUUAAAAACUGAAAAUGUUCUAUCCCGUGGACUCACUGAGGAAAGGGGGCAGAUUUUAUUUGUGUUGGAUUGCAGAUUCAUGGCCUUUACGUUUCGAACAAUUUACCCAUCGUAAUCAACGACUUUGGUCUCAAGAUAUACGCGAAAUAUGUGACCAAUUGCAGAAAGUAAUGAACGAGGAGUCAGGUCGGUCAUCACGCAGAUUUUCUCUCCGCCUCAGCUCGCAACUAAUCCGAGGGCUUGCAAGACUUUAUCAGAAAAAAGUGGAAGUUUUCAUUCGUGAUGUGAUGACCAUUAGCAUCAAAGUUAGAAGUCCAAAGACCUCACUUUUGGAACGUCCAGCGGUACCCAGGAGGCGGCGGCCGGCGGCGGCGGGCGCCCACGCCCAGCCCACACUUGUCAUUGAGGAGUUGCCACCGGAUGAAGUAAACCUAGAGCAAAUUCAAGAGAAUUCUCGGGACAUGAUCGCCCGAGUCGAAGACAUCACACUCAGAGAACCAAUUUUGCAAGAAAUACGGUUGAUAGACGAUGGUUUUGGGGAGCUCAACCGAGAUCCUGUUGAGAUGAUGUUGGCUCAUGAGGUCUCUAUGAUGCAACAAAGCGCUCUCGAUCUGCCGCUCGAAGUGUCCACGGAGAAGUCGCACGACAAAUCCAGACUCGCGCCGCACGACGCCGCGCAACUGGAGAGGAUAUCUGAGCAUGAUGUAUCACUGUUUAGAAAAUCUGCAGUUGAAGUGCCAACGCUAACAGAUUUCGAAAAAGAGAUCCCUGACAUAUCCGAUAUUCCGCCACCCGUAUUGCCCGCUCCUGAACCGCAAAAGCAAGUAGUUGAACAACCUGUGGAAGAACCCCGAAUCGAAGAACUCCCUCGGGAUCAACCCGCCACAGAACCGCCCCAACAAAAUGAACCCCAAGAAAUGGUACUUGAGGAAUUGGAAGACGAGCCGCCACGAAAGAAAAUACGUAGACUGAGGAAUAAGCUGAUAAUCGACAAGUCUAUCAAACUGGACAAAAGCUACAUGCGCGAGCGAUUCGCUGAUAACGAAGUGGAGUUGCGUUGCAAGAGUGCGCGCGAAGACGUAGUAGACACUAAACCCCGGGUACACGUAGACAUGUUGCUGAGCCGGCCUGCGUCCAAGUUUGGGAACAAGUUGGGCUCAAUGUUUGGCAGGGGUUUGGCUGGGCGCCUUGGCAGACCACUGCAAGCUGACAGACACGUCGAGGAAGUAUUGUCACGAAGAUCUGUCUACCAAGAACCAAUCAAUGAAAUGAUCAUCGAGCCAGUUGCUGACAAAGCGAUUCAAGAGUUAACUGCGCCAGUAAUGCAAGACAUAUCAAACGUGGACAGAAGCGCGCGCAACGUGCAGGAAGAAGUCGACAUAUCUGACUUGCCAACACAAAAACUGUCGACUGUCUCGCAAGAAGAACGGGCCACUCAACUUGGAGAAACGCAAAAGAGGAGGCGCUCUCAGCGAAUGCCCUCUUUGCACAUUUCCACAGCAGUAGCUGACAAGGAAAAUAUUCCCGGCGCUGCGAAUAUUCAAGAAACGAUACCUGGAACCCCAACAAUAAUUCAAACAGAAGAAGAAGCCCACCUGGAAUAUAUAACUAGCAUGCUACAAGAAGCCGGCCUGGCCGAGCAGCCGCCGAAGCCGCCAAGCAUCGCGCCCACGCCCACGCAGAGAGAUUCCCGAACGAUUAGACACAGCGAGAGCUCGGAGACUCCCUUGGGCAGUCUCGAUAGAACUAAAGUGUCUUUGGGCGACUCUGAGAGGACAACCGACUCGAAGAGAUUCCUUGAUGAACACUGGGGAGUUUUAGGGACGAUGAUCAAAAUAUUCAAGUAUACCGUUAGGCGCAUUAGCCCCAUCACAGUGGAGACAAUGGUUAGCAAGGGGCCAGUGAUGGAGUCGCGAGAACGUAUCACUGCGGCGCGAUGUUUCACCUCCAUAUUGAACCUCCAAAAGCAGGAGUUUAUAAAAGUGACCAAGGAUGAAGAAACAUACGCAAUUAUAAACAUACAACUCGGACCAAGGAUUACUAACCAUCCAAGACUGAAAUUAUAUCUAAGUAAAAAUGGAGUAUAAUUAUUAUUAUUAAGUACUAACACUUUUUUUCUAUUUAUAGUUACCUACA
Messenger RNA from Maniola jurtina (meadow brown), 2351 nucleotides. RefSeq lists its product as uncharacterized. The transcript is spliced from 17 exons. NCBI's taxonomy places the organism in Eukaryota, Metazoa, Arthropoda, Insecta, Lepidoptera, Nymphalidae. Gene Ontology annotation, cellular component: synaptonemal complex; cohesin complex. The record is from RefSeq and is a predicted model, not a curated record. Gene Ontology annotation, biological process: mitotic sister chromatid cohesion; replication-born double-strand break repair via sister chromatid exchange; synaptonemal complex assembly. Gene Ontology annotation, molecular function: chromatin binding; protein binding. The coding region runs from base 230 to 2302 and encodes 690 amino acids.